This is a messenger RNA of Eupeodes corollae, 4408 nucleotides long. RefSeq names its product trafficking protein particle complex subunit 8 (gene l(3)76BDm). NCBI's taxonomy places the organism in Eukaryota, Metazoa, Arthropoda, Insecta, Diptera, Syrphidae. The transcript is spliced from 17 exons. The coding region runs from base 111 to 4040 and encodes 1309 amino acids. The record is from RefSeq and is a predicted model, not a curated record. Gene Ontology annotation, cellular component: TRAPPIII protein complex; cytoplasmic vesicle; phagophore assembly site. Gene Ontology annotation, biological process: endoplasmic reticulum to Golgi vesicle-mediated transport; protein localization to phagophore assembly site.
AUCGGACUUGCUCUUGUAUCUAGGAUUUUCUUCUUUAAUUAUUUUCAAUAAUAUUUUGACGAAAAUAAAAUAAAAAUCUAAUUUUAUUGAUUUAAAGUCUUUGGCACAAAAUGAUUCAUUUAACCGGUCAAAGCUACAAUGCCCGAGAAAUCAUACAAAAUAUCUUCUCUCCCUUGGUUGGAGUAGUUACAAGUCCCAUGGCCGAUGAAAUCUGCCACAAAAACAAUUUAUCAUUUGUCGAGAUGUUGCAACCUUUUGCCAAACUUCCAAAUGAUGCUCACUUCCGUGAUAGCACCGGAACGAGUGUGUCAAUCAAGGGACUCCGCUUGAACAUUUGUGACAUCAACUGGAGACCACCGCAGACAAUUUUAGCUCGCAAAAUGAUGAACGAAGCAGUCACCAAUGGAGUCAGUGAUAAAAUGAAAUUCAUAACUAUUGGUGGUAACAUGGAACUAGAGGUUCCAAUUGCAGAACCUUGGUUCGAUAAUUGGCGUGAAACUUUCCUUACUGUCCAAUUCCCUGCCGAUCAUGAAUUCACUCGUCAUUUCUUGAGUUGUCUCAUUGUUCUGUCGAGUGCCGAUCCAAAUGUUGUGGAAACAGCUCAAAAACUGACGCACUGUGUCCAAAUCAUGCAAAAUGUUACCCCCCAAAAACUUCCCAAGUGGUUCCAACCGAAUGAUGUUCUCAACAGUUACAUUGUUUUGCAUGAGGGUUCAUCAGGGGAUCUUUCUAAAGCUCAACAAAGCUAUGAACUGCUAAAAGCUACCUUCGGAGAUAACAGAUGCUUUCUCAUUCAAGUAAAUUCACUCAGUGUUGGAGCCGCUAGUGAUAUUCCAGACUAUUGGGCUUCUUAUAUCCGAAGGCCUCCAAAAUCUGAUCUACUAGCGGAUCAAGGAAGUGCCCCCAAAACACCCCAGGACUCGGUAUCGGUGAUAUCAAUGCCUUCAAUGCAGCUGGCCAAUGCCGAAGGAAGCGACAAUGAAUCAUUCCUUCAUCCACUAAGUCCCAUUCAAGAACAGGCCACAGAAGCCAUUCACUCAAAGUUCUCUAUCAGCAGUGAGAGCAUUGUAUCCCAGACAAUCAAUCCAAAUGUCUGGGCAGGAGAAACGGACGCUGAUGCAACACACGGGUCAUAUCUAAAUGCCAUGGAUGUGGAGAAUCUUCGUCACUUUGUUCAGGACUACACAGUCCGGGCAUUGAUUCCCUACGUUGAACGUUUGGUUGUGGUUCUCAAUGAAGCAGUUACAACCAAGAAAGGUGUCAGCAAAUCAUUAUUAAGUGCCACGAAACGUUGGUUUGUGACAAGUAAGCCUGGAGCAGGUGCCAGCAAUCAAAAUGCUGUGAUAUAUACAAGUGAAUCUGUUGAGUUGCAGACACGGAAACUUGGAGACUUAUAUUUUAUGUUUGGACACUACAAUUUGGCAUUCCAGGCCUACCAUCAAGCCAAACGUGAUUUCAACGCCGAUUCUGCCUGGCAGUACUACGCAGGAGCUCUGGAAAUGGCAGCUGUAUCGGCUUUUAUGUUAGGCACUGCCAAUCGGAAGACCUACGACUACAUGGAAGAUGCUAUAGUUUGCUAUCUCACAGUUUGCAAACUUCAGCAAUUUGCAACUCGAGCCACUCUUCUAAGCAUUGAAUGCUUGAAAACAGCUCGUCUCUAUGGAGAAGCAGCUAAGCAAUUAAUUCGCAUGACAAGUGAAGAAUCUGAUCUAAGGUCAGCUCUGCUCCUCGAACAAGCUGCUUAUUGCUUUCUAGCCUCCCAACCGGCCUUACAUCGAAAAUAUGCUUUUCACAUAGUACUCUCGGGGAAUCGUUAUUCGCGAGCUGGUCAGCGUAAGCAUGCAUUCCGGUGCUAUAAACAAGCCUAUCAAGUCUUCCAGGAGCGAGGCUGGUCGCUUGCCGAAGACCAUAUUCAAUAUACAAUCGGAAAGCAGGCGUACACUUUGAAGAAACUCGACGAAGCUAGUAAAUCAUUUGCCCAUCUGCUGAGACCAACAAGUUUGCAGAAUACUCAACAACAGGCGACAUUCCUCAAGGAAUACAUUCAAACCCAAAAGGAACUCCUUCAAAAAAGUCCUGAAUUGGGACUUUUGGAAAUAGCUUUACCCAAAGUUGAACAAACAUCGAUAAGAGUGCUGGUUACAGCUCAGCCGCCGGCAGCUAAUCCCCUCUAUGUGGCUGCGUCAAAUAUAAGCAUUCAGUCAAAUCUCAGUGAUGAAUCAACAUGGCAGAAAAUCGAAGAAAUGAUCGCCACCACAGCUUCUAAUAAACCAAUGGUGUUCAAGCCGACGAAAACCCUCUUCACGCACGAGAAUCCCUCGGUGGACUAUCCUCUGGCUGUUCAUGGAGAACCUAUUGAAGUUGCUGUGACAAUUUCCAAUGCCAUCAAGACAAGUGUGACUCUUGCUGACAUCGAUAUCCUUUGGAAAUUGAGAUUGGAGAAUGAAGAGACUUUGUCAAAUCUCAGUCUUUAUGCCGAAGGUGGUUAUAAAGAUAAAACAGCUAUUAAUGCGGCUAUCAUAACCGCUUGUAGCCAAGAAAUAGUCCUUGAGGAACAGGAACAAAAGGUGCUCUAUUUCAAGAUGACUCCCAAACUCACAGGUCAGCUGAACAUCAUUGGGAUUGUGGGACGUGUCUCGGCGACAGCCGAACCCAACAGUCUUCUCGGAUGUCUUCACUUUGAAACGCAACAAAUCAAAACUAGUGGCAAACAAUCGAAUGCCACUUUGUUCGACAAUAAGUUGGCUGUGAAAAUCCUUCCUCCAGCACCAUCGCUGAGUGUGAGUUUCUCUACUACGCCCACUGAUAUUCUUGUUGGGGAGAUAAUUCCGGUGAUGAUCUCGUUGCGCAACACCGGAAUCAUGCCAAUCGAUGAUGUUUUUGUUGGUUGCGAGUGUCCCCGGUGGAUAACGUUGCUGGACAAGGAAGCCGAUGUUCCUUUGUCAAUUCUUAGAGAUUUCAAAGACUUGAACAACGAAGCUCUGAGCAAAGACCGUGAAAUUCGCAAACAACACGUUUUCCGUGUUCUCAAACGUAGCGACGGUCAAUCGCUUAAAGCCCAAGAAGCCACCACCAUACCAAUGUGGAUUCAAGCUCCCUACCAAAAGGGUGAAUUCACAUUGCGAUUGAUAUUCUACUAUACAAUGCCACAAAAUUAUCCCGGAAUUAAAUAUCGGCUGGUGCGGCAUGAAUGGAAAUUCAUGGUACACGAAUGUCUACAAACCGAGGUGAAUUGUGUGGUGAGUAAUUUGAUAACAAGCGAAUUGGGCCUGGAUGUGGAAUUCAAGAAUCUAAAUCAAACACACCAUCCACUGAUGACGGAGUUGUAUAUCAAUUCGGUGGAUAUGUAUUGUCCGCAAUAUAAAUUGAAUAAGAGUCAUCUAUAUUUUAUGAAUCAAAUGGAGAUUACGCCAGGACAAUUGGGAGAUAAAUGUCUCAAAGCAGCCAAAUCAGCGAGCAUACAAUGUCGCCUAGCCCUCUCGGAGAUCUCAUCUGAAAAACCCACAACAACAACUGACUUCAUAACCCAACGCCUAUCAACUGUCCCAAUUAUGCAAGCUGACAUCAAAGACAAUCACAUUCCAACAUUCGAUAAACUUUAUAGUUUUCUAAUGAAACACGAAACUAAAUUUCUCAAUCCCUUCAAUUCGAGCAUAAACACCGAAGAAUUCAAUAAUAUCCUGUCGACCAGUGAUCCUCACAUUACGACUUCCAUAACUUGGAGUGCCGUUGUGGUUGAUUGUAAUUCAACCCAACGAAUAGCUCAUGGUCAACAUUUUGUACAACUGAGGAAUCUAUACGAACAAGUAUCGUGUCCUGAGACGGCUGAUUAUCGAAUUAAGACUUAUUUGGGUGAUACUUCAGCUUACAGGAAGAUACAUGAGUUCGAGGGGAUUUCCUAUGAAAACAAUUGCAAUGGCAAUGAAGACGAUGAAGAUCAAUGGGAGUUUAAUAAUAAUUUUGUUGGGAAGCGAUGUUUGCUGCAGGAUGAGACGUAUAUUCCAUCUACAACGUCCUCUGCUGCCGCCGUUAAGGCAUAGUUGAUGAGAUCUGAUAAAGAUUUGGAAGGACAAAUCAACACACGCAUAUAAACACAUUUAAUGUUAUUUAUUAGGAUAGUUGAAAUAUAGAAUAUCGUAAAUAUAGAUUAAAGUAAAUAAAUAAAAUAAAUUCAAUAAUGUUUUUUAAUCACAACUCGUCCUAUAAGAUUAAGAAAGUGCUUCGAGGUAUUACAUAACAAAAGAGCUCCAAAAACUCUGCCUAAAUGUCUCCAACAGAAACCAUUACGUUGAAACUAAAUAAUUAAAUUUUUCUCAAUACGAUUGACACACACAUUUUUUUGUUUUAUUGAUCAAAGAAGAUGAAUGAAAUAUACAAUAAUCAUAAUAAUAAAGUUUAGAAAAAGAAA